This is a messenger RNA of Gastrolobium bilobum, 1392 nucleotides long. Its product is annotated as CBL-interacting protein kinase 2-like. Gene Ontology annotation, biological process: protein phosphorylation; signal transduction. Gene Ontology annotation, molecular function: protein kinase activity; ATP binding. The coding region runs from base 1 to 1317 and encodes 438 amino acids. The transcript has a single exon. NCBI's taxonomy places the organism in Eukaryota, Viridiplantae, Streptophyta, Magnoliopsida, Fabales, Fabaceae. The record is from RefSeq and is a predicted model, not a curated record.
AUGGAGAAAAAUGGGAAUGUAUUGAUGCAGAAGUAUGAGUUUGGCAGACUAUUAGGUCAAGGAAACUUUGCGAAGGUUUAUCAUGCAAGGGACCUCAGAACCGGGGACAAUGUUGCCGUUAAGGUGAUGGACAAGGAGAAAAUUCUAAAAGUUGGGUUGGUUGAUCAAACUAAGCGAGAGAUAUCUAUUAUGAGACUGGUUAAACACCCAAAUGUUUUGCAGCUUUAUGAGGUCUUGGCCACCAAAACCAAGAUUUACUUCAUCAUAGAAUAUGCCAAAGGGGGUGAACUUUUCAACGAGGUAGCUAAAGGUAAACUCCAUGAGGACAUAGCAAGGAAGUACUUCCAACAAUUGAUCAGCGGUGUUGAUUUUUGCCAUAGCAGGGGUGUUUAUCACAGGGAUUUGAAGCCAGAAAACUUGCUUUUGGAUGAGAAUGAAGUUCUCAAGGUAGCAGAUUUUGGACUGAGUGCACUUGUUGAAUCUCAUAGUCAAGGCAUCAUGCUGCACACAGUUUGUGGAACUCCUGCAUAUGUAGCUCCUGAGGUUAUAAGUGGAAAUGGUUAUGAUGGAACUAAAGCUGAUGUAUGGUCUUGUGGAGUAAUCUUGUUUGUUCUUUUGGCUGGUCAUUUACCAUUCUAUGAUUUGAAUCUUAUAGUACUGUAUAAGAAAAUAAGCAAGGCAAAGUACAAAUUUCCAAACUGGUUUUCAUUUGAAGUGCGCAGACUAUUAGCAAAGAUCCUUGACCCCAACCCAGAAACUAGGAUAUCCAUGGCAAAAUUUUUGGAAAAUUCCUGGUUCAGAAAAGGUUUCAACUCCAAAUCUGAUGAACUGAAAGGAGAGGUUACAAAUGUGACUUCAGUUGAUUUUGAUGAAGCUCUUGGUGCGUGUGAGAAUGAAAGUGCUGCUGUUGAGGCAAAUCAAGCAUUGGCAAGUUUUAAUGCUUUUGAUAUAAUUUCUCUGUCCGCUGGGCUUGACUUGUCUGGCUUUUUUGUAAGCAAUGAUGAACAGGAAGACAUGAAAUUUACAUCCAUGAGCUCUGCCUCUUCUAUUGUGUCUACAAUGGAGGAUGUUGCUCGCAUUCUGGGGAUGAAGAUACUUAAGAAGGAUGGGGGGUUGCUGAAAUUGGAGAGAUCCAGGGAAGGUAGAAGAGAACUGCUUUCCAUAGAUGCUGAAAUAUUUGAGUUAACCCCAUCUCUCCAUUUGGUUGAGAUGAAGAAAUCCUGUGGUGAUACAUUAGAAUACCAGAGGAUAUUGAAAGAUGAUAUAAGACCAGCUCUUAAAGAUAUUGUCUGGGUUUGGCAAGGUGAGCGGCAAUAGCCUAUGAAGCACCGACGCUUCAAAGACCUUGGACGUGUCGUGUCCGACACUUCCCAACACUCUCCAACACUCUAA